Anopheles gambiae (African malaria mosquito) is the source of this 7824-nucleotide messenger RNA. RefSeq names its product serine/threonine-protein kinase Pak (gene Pak). The record is from RefSeq and is a predicted model, not a curated record. Gene Ontology annotation, biological process: regulation of axonogenesis; intracellular signal transduction; regulation of MAPK cascade. Gene Ontology annotation, molecular function: protein serine/threonine kinase activity; ATP binding. NCBI's taxonomy places the organism in Eukaryota, Metazoa, Arthropoda, Insecta, Diptera, Culicidae. The transcript is spliced from 9 exons. The coding region runs from base 1240 to 3363 and encodes 707 amino acids. Gene Ontology annotation, cellular component: cytoplasm.
CACACGCACACUCUCUCUGUAUAAGCAAUUGCAAAACAAGAAGAGGAAGAAAAUGAAGAUAAUGUGAAAUGUAACGCAUACCGUACGAAGGAAAAAUCGAGUCCCCGUGCCGUGCUGCUAAUUUUCUCCAGGUGUUUGCCCGUUUUCCCCGCAACGCACAGCUCACGCACGCUUCGGGCACGAGUUUCCAGCCAGCGAGUGUGCCCGUGUGGUGUCUGUGUUCCAGCUUCCCAAAUGGUACGGAUGGUCGCAGGAACAACCCAACCCGUCACCCUGCUCCGCAUCGUUGGUCGACGACCGUGGCCGUGCCUCUCGCUUCAGUUCUAGAUGGAGUGUUCGCCGCCGUCUUUGUGGAGCGCAAGGUGGUUUUCAGUUCGAAAGUGUCAUUAAACCAAACACGUGUGACGGCACGAUUGUCUGCACUCAACCAACACCCGGUGCAAAACGCCAGUACCAGUGCAAUGUGAACGUGCUCGAUGCGUAAGGAUAAAAUCCUGCACAAAUCCUUAAAUGGCGCUACGGCGAUAGAAAUUAAGCGUUGGCUUUAAAGUGCAUUUUCCCUCUACGUGUGUGUGUGCGUGUGUGUUGUUCUGCAUUGGUGCAUUUAUGUUGUGUUACUUUUAUUUACUAUUUAUUUCUCUUACCCACCCAUCCCCCCGUUCCCGUUACCAAUUGCGGCCACUACUGCGAUCCUGCUUCAGUUCGCCUAGAUGUGGUCUUUUGCUUGAUUGUGGUUUAACCGUUAAAGUGUCCGUUUGGUCCGCCAUUUACGUGUGAAUCGUGUGUACGCGAGUUCGCGACCGUUGCUUUCCUCGUGGUGGGUGUAUUUUAAGUGUUCGCUUCCGUUUUGCAUUUCGAUGGGAGAAAUCAGUUCCCCGCGUGGUGUACAUGUCCGCUGUCGGUUGGUGUGAGCGAGCGUCGUCACUCGGUGGAGUUUAUUGUGGAGUGCGUGUUGCGAAUUAAAUUAUAGAGUAAAGUAUUGAAAGUGUAUUAAAAAGGCGCACAAAAAGCUGGCCGGUAAGGAGUGUACCAGUGGAGUAAUAAAGUUGUGAAGCUGCUUUUGGUAUAAUAGUGUCGCGGGUGAAGGGAAAUAAGAGGAGUGUGCCGGAGUGCAAGAAAUAAAACCAAAGGGCGUUUGCUUGCAACAUUUCGUCCCUUUUUUAUUGAAAGGAGUGUGUAGCAUAAUACAUAUCCCGCUUGAAAAUCGUCCAUCGACGAGAGCAUCAUCUGCGGCAAAACAUGUCCAGCGAAGAGGAUAAACCCCCGGCACCGCCCGUCCGGUUGACGAGCAAUCGGGGUGGCGCUGGCGGCGGUGGUGGUGUCAUUGGUGGCGGUGGAGGCAGCUCUGGAGUGAUCGAUCGAAUCGAUGGUGUCGCUCCGGUGGAUAUGAAGCCGUUACCAAAAGAACCAGAAGAUGCCGACCGGAAGAAGAAAACGCUCAAAAACAAGAUCAAGGUAUCGAAGGCGUCCCACAACGACUCGAAGCCGAAUAUAUCCUAUCCGACCAACUUCGAGCAUACGGUGCACGUGGGUUUCGAUGCCGUGACCGGAGAAUUUACGGGUAUGCCAGAGCAAUGGGCGCUGAUGCUGAAGAACUCGAACAUUAGCAAGCAGGAGCAGAAGAAAAACCCGCAAGCCGUGCUGGACGUGCUGAACUUCUUCGACAACAGCAACAAGCAACGGCCGAGCUCGAAAUAUAUGACCCAUGGGCUGCACACGACAACGCACUCGGCAUCGUCCAUAGGGUCGUCGCUGAGCCGGGUCAGCAGCAGCAGCCCGAGCAGCACGCCAACCGACUCGGAAUCGCACGGCGGCCCCGGGGCGCAGAUCAUCUCGAGCAGCCAUUCGCAAGCGUACAGCCUGGGCCUGUCGUCGCACAACUCGGCCGGCGAUCAUGACAGCGACGAUCUGGGCAUACUCAGCGGCAGCGCCAGCGGUAGCAUCAGCGGUAACGGCAUCCCACCGCCCAUCGCUAGCCGCCCGGAACGGACCAAAUCAAUCUAUACACGCCCGAUCGAUGAUCCGAUCUCACCGCCAAUACCUCCACACUUGAGUGCCGGUGCGACACACCACCAACACCACCACCACCAUCAGUCGGUGGGCAGUCACGGGUCCGUGCGCAGCCCGACGCAAUUCGACAAGAACAAGAACUCGGUGAACGCCGCGUCCGCACAAACGAUCAGCAGCCUGGCGGCGGCAGCGGGCGGUGCCGUGAUCGCGCCUGGCCAACCGCUGCCCCAGCAUUUGCACCAUCACCAUCAACACCAAGCUGCCAACAAUGGCCUCAGCAGUGGUGACAGCACCGGCACCUCGGUGGUGCUGCCAGCGUCCGCCGCCGCUGCAGCGGCAGCCACCACCCCGAACAACGUCAACAACGGCGGUACCGGCAACCUCAACACGGCGGCAGCAGCGGCGACGACCGGCCCGACGACGACACAGCAGCGCGCCGCCAACCUGAAGAAGAAGAAAAUGUCGGACGAGGAGAUACUGGAGAAGCUGCGCACGAUCGUGAGCGUCGGCGACCCGAAGCGAAAGUACAACAAGAUGGAGAAGAUCGGGCAGGGCGCGUCCGGCACGGUCUACACCGCGAUCGAAAGCUCCACCGGCAUGGAGGUGGCGAUCAAGCAGAUGAACCUCAGCCAGCAGCCGAAGAAGGAGCUGAUCAUCAACGAGAUACUGGUGAUGCGGGAGAACAAGCACCCGAACGUGGUCAACUAUCUGGACAGCUACCUCGUGUCGGAGGAGCUGUGGGUCGUGAUGGAGUAUCUGCCGGGCGGGUCGCUCACGGACGUGGUGACGGAGACGUGCAUGGACGAGGGCCAGAUAGCGGCCGUCUGCCGGGAGGUGCUGCAGGCGCUCGAGUUCCUGCACAGCAACCAGGUGAUCCAUCGGGACAUCAAGAGCGACAACAUACUGCUCGGGCUGGACGGUAGCGUGAAGCUGACCGAUUUCGGCUUCUGCGCCCAGAUCUCGCCGGAACAGUCGAAGCGCACUACGAUGGUCGGCACACCGUACUGGAUGGCACCGGAGGUGGUUACGCGAAAGCAGUAUGGACCGAAGGUCGAUCUCUGGUCACUCGGCAUCAUGGCGAUCGAAAUGAUCGAGGGUGAGCCGCCGUACCUUAACGAGAAUCCGCUCCGUGCGCUCUACCUGAUCGCGACGCACGGCAAGCCGGAGAUCAAGGAGAAGGAGAAGCUUAGCACCGUCUUUCAGGACUUCCUUGACCAGUGUCUCGAGGUGGACGUGGAUCAGCGCGCGACCGCGUACGAGCUACUAAGGCAUCCCUUCCUGAAGCUGGCCCGACCACUCGCCAGCCUAACGCCACUCAUUAUGGCCGCUAAGGAAGCGACCAAGGGCCACUGAAAGCGGGAGGACGUCGUGCUACCAUCGGGCACCGCUGGAACCGACGAUACUGAUGGGCCGCCCGGCGGCACCGCGGCUGACGGCGGGGGUAUUAGUAGUAGUAGCAGUAGUAGUGGUGGUGCGAUCGCUUCUGCCAGUAUUCCUUCGCCGCUUCCUGCUGCCCGCAGCGGGGCAAAGGACUGUUGUGCCGCCGGUGGCAGCAGCAGCGAGACAACACGUGAUAAACCCAGUAUGGCCAACGUACUGUUGCCGUCCAUCGAUAACAGCAGCUGCUGCUAGAGCGUUUGUGCGCGUUGUAUGGAUAAGAUCUUUCCGGGAGUGCACGUGAAGGGUUAAAGGAAGGGAAUACGCAGAUCAGGCCGUGGAAGAUUCAGACAAAGAGAGAGAGAGAGAGAAAGAGAGAGAGAGAGAGAGAGAGAGAGAGAAGAAGAGAGUGAAAGAGAGACACACACGAUGGUUUGUACAUAGUAAAAAAAUGAAUUCAGACGGCAGCAAAGGAUGCGCGACGCGACGGGAAACUGCGAGACAAACAAUACAACAACAACAACACUAUUUCGUAAGCGCAAACGAGGAAACGCAAAAGGUGAACAAAGUAAACCUGGCGUAGUCAAACAAAAAAAACAAGAAAAGCAAAUACUUUUAGUGUUUGAGCAUUAAGCAUUAACAAACAAACAAGAAAAAAAGAAGACUAAUAUUUAAUACAUAGACAAUUUAAGAGUUAAAGAGCAAGAAAGCAGCAGCAACAACAUUGUCGGUGGAUCGAAAUGGCAGAAAAAAAGCCAAACGAAACGGAGAGAUAGAUGGGUAGGAUUGCGAAACACAAUAAGGACAGGAAACAAGCAAUGUGGAUCGUAAAUGAGAACAAACAAUAAGGAAAUAACAAACACACUACACCAUUGCAAACAACGUGAGCCUGCUCCCAUUGCGGAAGCUCAUAGUGAUAGCAUUGAUAACCUACAACGUGUGCGGUGUGUGUGUGUACUGCACAUUCGGCGACGGUGUAGAGUGCCAGUGUAAGAAAACAGUACAGGCAACAAAGAAAACAAACCCCUCCCUUACAGCAUUAAUGUUGGUAGCACGCAAAAGCAGGUGAAAAUAGAUUACUCCAACAUAUACACACACGCAUACACGCACACAAGUACACACCUAAAACAUAUAAGCUUAAACUUGUUGAGGUGGUCAAGAGAAACUAAUUUUGAAGAAAGAAAAAAAACCAAUCGACUCUCCAUUGUAUAGUGUAUAUAAAUAGUACAAAAAACAGGCAAGCAAGAUAAAAACAAAUAAACAAAUAAAGAAACAAAAUCUAAACAAUGCGCAAAAAAGAAAUGUGGAACACAUGUAUUUGCUACACACAAAACAACGUGAAUGGCUUAAUAUAGAAGAAGAGAAAUUAAAUGCAUAAUUAAAGUGAAUGAAUCGAAUGCAAUGAGAAACUAUAACAGUAAAGUAGUACUACAAAAACAAGCAAACGCAAGAAACUAUACCACGUUAAAGAUUAAAAAAAACCCUAAAGACCUAAAGACGUUUAAAAAACACACACACAAACACACUUGAGCGUAGAUCGGAAGGACACAGGCGAAGAAACAAGCGCGUGUAACAAUGUAACAAAUAACAAACUAGGUAACAAGCAAAUCAUAUAUAAUGAGACAUUCAAAUGAGGAAAGGAGCGAGACGGUAACAGUAAAAACCAAGCACACACGCAAUACACAAUUGUGACAAAGGAAAGGAGAAAGUGAAAGUGCCUGAAACAGAAACAUACCGAGAGAAGAGUAACCGACACACACACACACAAACGACGUAUGAACGACGUUAAGAAAUGAUGUGUUUCUACAGAUUCCUACUCCAACACAAACACACUCACACGCGCGCGCGCUCAUAUUCGUUUUGCGUUUUUCUUCCAUUCACCAACAAUCGUUUAAUGAUCUUCUGCGGUGGAUCCGGAAAAUACAAACAAAUUUACAGCUUUUCAGCUUCAAAUCCCCCCUCCCAGUUUAUGUUAUCAACAUUGGAAAGAGAGAGAGAGAGAGAGAGAGAGAUGAACAAACAAACGUGUAGAAACACCAUUUCACUUGAAGCACUUAUGAAAGCAGACAAGAGAUAGAGAGAGAGAGAGACACGACACAAUUCGAGGCAAAGUAUUAUAAUUACAUGUAAUAUAAAAAAGGUGUAACAGAAAGCAAAUGCACACGUAGACGUAAAACAAAAACAAAUCAAAUCAAAGGACAUCAAGGGCCUAUGUGUUUGUGUGUGCAGGUUAUGUUUAGCAUUUGCGUUUACCGAACCAACCACGUUGUGUGUAAUAAUCUUUCGUUAUGAUUAACACGAAGUGCGAAGAAAUGAUAAAUUUGCAUUUGUCCGUAGGGUUAGUUGUGUGUUAGUAUGUGUGUAUGUGCGUGUGUAUGCAUUUUGUUCGAACAAAUGUAUUCGAUUCCGGCUCGUUGUGGCGAACGUGUUAGGUUUAAUUUAAGCUUUUCUUCUAAACUCGCCCAGCAGCACGCUCGUUUCUCCUCUAAGCGAUCGUUUUGCCUACAAUCAUGUACAGUAAAACACUAUUCUGGGUAGAUAAUGUACCACCACAACACUCACUGAGUAGGCGUCGUACGACUAAGCAUCGACUGAGCCUGUUCGGUUGGGCGUGUGUGUGGUUGUGGCGUACAGCAGUUCUUCACCCACUACACCGACGGUCGUCACUUACUUUCAGAAACGAUAAUGUAACUUUAUUAUACUGAAUUAUGUUGCGUGUGUGUGCGUGCAUGUGUGUGAGUGUGCGAGAAGUAAGUCUUUUCUGUUUUGUGAGUUUCGAAUUGCUCGACAAUAAAUGAAGCCCCAGCAAUUGGGGGGAGGGAGGACGACAGAUUGGUAAAGAAGGAUUAUCGUUACUGCAAUAUGAGGAGGAAGUAGAUCCACCCCCCGUCGCUGCUGCACACGGUGACGGUGGGGCGCAAUAGUUAAAAAAAACAGAGAAGGGGGCUAUAUUUUUAUCUACUUUUAUCCGCUUUUUCACCCACUGUAUGAUAUAUAGUAUGCUUACUUUUUUCUCCUCUCACUAUCACUCUCUCUCUCUCUCUCUUUCUCCAAACAUUGUAAUGCAAAUAAGUUAAUGCGCACAGGGCACCAUAAGGGCAGAGAAUGUAGCUAACAUAAAAGGGUUACACGUAGAGUGAAAAGUUUGUAUUAUACAGCGUACAGCAGUGUGGCACACGGGGAAGGAAGGGAAUCACACAUUAGGAAGAGUUGAUAUAAGUAUAAAACUCACAAGAACGAGCCAGCUUAGAGGGUGGUGAUGGGUGGUACACACGCUAAACUCAAGCGGACAAAAGUCAAAAGGGUAGAACAAACCCCCAAAUGUCUCAUACAUAAUGAGAGGGGCAUGCAUAUUAUUACAUUGCACAUGUUGUAUUUUUUUCCUAGUCUUUUGAUGUGUGUACCACCACACACAGUGGUUUUGUGUGUGUUUGUUUCAUCAUCAUUGCAUUUCACAAGCUGGUCAACAACAAAACACCAUUCGGCGACAUGCGUAGGAUUGCAAUCACUUAAAUUCUCCAACACUCACCAUCAUCAACUGACUACGGGAAGUGCUGAGCGCGUUGCUACAAAAUAGUAUAAAAAACAUAGCGCAGGUGUAGCAAUCGAGAAAUAUUUAUUCUCCCCCUUGUUCCGCUUUCCUUUCAUCGAAAAGUGUAUAAUCCUCGUUCAACGCAAAAUGCAUACAUAGAAAAGGAAGCAUAUUAAAGGAUGGUUAGUAAUGGAAAUGGAUGACAGAAGAACCAGGGGGCAUCGUUUCGUUAAGAACGUAUUGAGAAUAGAAACAGAAUUUGCAAAAGAAGAAAGGUGAGAGAAAACAAACAAAGAUUACUGACCCACAAAACAAAACAAAACACAACACACAACUGUUCAGUUAUGAAAGAUGAAAUAACUAAAGCAUAUAUAAAUAUAUACAUAGUGAGCAGCAUAAAACAUGGAAACUUUGUCAGGUAGCUAGGCCGCUGGUGUAGUUAGUGGUAGACGAGAAAAAAAAAACAAACAAACACCUAUACCUAGAGGCAAAAAUCAGGUAGUGUGUGUGUAGUACACAACAAAAACGCGACAGUGCUUACAGGAAAGACGCACGCCACACAGCAAUGAUGCGUUAAAAGGGGUGUUGUUGUUGUCUUGUUUAAAAUAAUAUAAAAACACACAUACACACUCACAGGCGAGAUGCAAAACGUGUCUAAAAUACACGAUAGCGCACGAUGAUAACACUCAUGUAAAAUUAUGUAAAAUGAAGUAAAGAAUGGAGGGGGCGGGGGGGUGAGGGUGACAGCGCAGGAAAAAAAAUCAUAGAAUAAAGCGCGAAUGAAGGCGAAUGAGUGUGAAUGGAAUGAAAGCAGCGCGGGCGGGAAGAAGCAAGAAUUACAACAAAAAAGCUAUAUAAUAGAAGUGAAUGAUCGAAGAUAAAAAUAAAGAAAACAUUUUAUACGA